Messenger RNA from Vollenhovia emeryi, 730 nucleotides. RefSeq lists its product as uncharacterized. The record is from RefSeq and is a predicted model, not a curated record. Lineage: Eukaryota; Metazoa; Arthropoda; Insecta; Hymenoptera; Formicidae. The transcript is spliced from 2 exons. Bases 91 to 471 code for a protein of 126 amino acids.
UUACAAUUGCCAAAUAGUAUUAUUACAAUUGCCAGAUACGGUCGUUGACGUGUCGUCGAUUCAACAAGUUGUCAUCUAUUUCAGAUUGAAAUGGCGUGCUACAGCGUCGACCAAAUAAAUAAAAACCCGUGGCUGUCGAUCCAGGACGUGGUUGGCGACGCCAAGACGUGGCCCCAAUUCAUACGUACUAUGUUUUGGGACCGCAACUUUGUGGACCACAACCGUAUGGUCGUGGUCAAUUUUGCGAUCCACGUGUCGGAACCUUUUUUGCACGAGGUUCUAGAGUUCACGCUAAAAACUGCGUACACGCCGGACAGGCGAAGGCAGAUAACGGAUAGAUUCCGUUAUUACAACCACGAGGAAUUGGGCGAGAUGCGACGUAGCCGUGCGUAUAGCUACAACGUCCACUGUAAGUGCAUGUUCAACCUCAAUUUUGGUCCAGUGGAUCCGUCAGUAAGACGAAGACAGUGAAUGUUGUAAUUGUAUACAUACUAUACAGUGAGACACAUGAUACAAUAAAAAUGAAAAUAUACCUCGUACGUGUCCGUUAUUCGGCAGCUCUCUCUCUCUCUCCCUCCUUCUUGGUCCGUACUCCUGUACUCUCCUGAUUGGUAGUCUGAAAUAUUGGAAACGUUAUUAGCAAGUAAAUAUUGAUCCGUCGAUCCUAUGACGUUAAAUACAAAUUCUUAUAGUCAUAAGGCUUGUUUUCUAUUGCUGCACUGGUCAACUA